This is a messenger RNA of Exophiala xenobiotica, 661 nucleotides long. RefSeq lists its product as uncharacterized. The record is from RefSeq and is a predicted model, not a curated record. NCBI's taxonomy places the organism in Eukaryota, Fungi, Ascomycota, Eurotiomycetes, Chaetothyriales, Herpotrichiellaceae. The transcript is spliced from 2 exons. Bases 173 to 511 code for a protein of 112 amino acids.
CUGGGCAAAGGUCUUGUUGUUUUCACUACCAGCAAUAGGAAUCGAUAGAAUGGUCAAAUCAAAGCUCUCCUUUUUCGUCAUCGACAGUCGCCAUAACUGAAGACCUCAAGUGUUACAAAUUCGAACGUCUAGCUUCAAGUGGGAUUCGAUACCGCUUGUUUCCGAGGACAAAAUGCAGAUUGCAGCCUUCCUUUCGGAUCUCAAGUCAUUGAGUAUAUGCACCCACGAAGCCGCCAUUGCCCUGGUGAAGCCAGCCGCAACCACGAAUGCCUCCGAAGUCGGUCAAGUGUCUUCACCACCAAAUGGUGCAUCGAUUACAAAUGCAAUCAACGCCCCUUCAGCUGCUGACGAAACCGACUCUGAGCUUCAACGAGCAAAUGAACUUGUCUCCCUUCAUUAUGACGUCAAAUUGAAAUAUCUCGAAACCGGUCCUGACGCAGAGCUGGAGAAAGCAGCCCAGGAUGUUGAGAAAGUGCUGCGCGACUUGAGUAGAUUGAAAUCAAAGGCAUGACAGAUGGAUAAUUAGCAGAAGUCUUUUGCAGUCUCGUUUAAUGAUGACUUUAUGAGAGAACGGGUGUAUGGCCAAGGGACUAUGUUGCCCGUACCAACCAAUGCUAGUGAUAAUGUAUCUCAACACGGCCUAAUGCUCCAAUGAGUCCCA